UGUGAACUGCUAAACUAUUCUAACAAUAAUUGUUUGAUAUUCCACUCUACCUUGUUCUUUCGAUCUCCCUCAUUUUAUAUUUAGAUAAAUACUUUAUAUAAAAUAAUAAGCAGAAGUCUCGGCAUCAUCAUCGUCGUCGUAUCAUAUCGUAUGUCGUCCUCCGCGAGCCCUCCUCCAUCCACCGCCUUCCGCUCUCCUCCCCCACGCGCCGCUCGCGGAGAUUCCUUAACUAGGGGUGGGUUCCCUUGCCGCCAGAAGCACAAUAACAAGAGCAAGACCGAGGGCGAGGGGGAAGAGGGGAGGGAGGAAAAGGGGAUCAACGGAAGGGUAGCUGCCGCUGCCUCGGUGGCGCUCAGCGCGGUUCCCAUGGGGUGGGAGGGCGUGGACGAGCGCCUCGCGAGGAUGGUCGCCGAGGCCAACCUCGACCAGGCCCCCGAACGCCGCAGGGUCCGGGACGCUUUUAGGGACAUCCAGCUUGGGAUCGAUCACUGCUUGUUCAAGGCCCAAUAUUCGGGAAUUAAGAUAGAAGAGUCAUAUGAGGUAAACUCUAGAGGUCUGGAGAUUUUCACAAAAAGUUGGCUUCCGGAAAAUUGUAAGAUAAAGGGGCUUGUUUGUUUCUGUCAUGGUUAUGGAGACACUUGUACAUUUUUUUUCGAAGGAAUUUCAAAGAAGCUUGCAUCGGUUGGAUAUGGAGUUUUUGCAAUGGAUUACCCUGGAUUUGGUCUUUCAGAAGGACUCCAUGGAUAUAUACCAAGUUUUGAUUCUCUCGUAGAUGAUGUAAUAGAAUGCUUCUCAAAAAUUAAAGAGAAUCCUGAUUAUGAAGGCCUACCUAGUUUCCUAUUUGGGCAAUCUAUGGGUGGGGCAGUUGCAUUAAAGGUGCACUUUAAACAGCCUCAUUCAUGGGAUGGUGCUAUACUGGUUGCACCAAUGUGUAAGAUGGCAGACGAUGUUGUUCCACCUUGGCCUGUCCAGCAAAUCCUAAUUUGCAUAGCAAAGAUUCUUCCGAGGGAGAAAUUAGUUCCACAGAAGGAUUUAGCAGAGAUGGCAUUUAAGGAUAUCAAGAAACGAGAACAGUGCUCGUAUAACGUUAUUGCUUACAAGGAUAAACCACGGUUGAGAACAGCCGUAGAGAUGCUUAGAACAACCCAAGAGAUUGAACACCGCCUAGAAGAACUGCUAGGAGUAAUUGUUUCUUCCUUUCCAGAUCUCCCUGCCACUAAUAAUUCUACAUGGUGAAGCUGAUAUUGUAACGGAUCCUUCAGUAAGCAAGGCUUUGUACGAAAAGGCAACCAGUUUAGACAAGAAACUACGCCUUUACAAAGAUGCAUAUCAUUCUAUUCUGGAAGGUGAAUCAGAUGAGAUGAUUUUUAAGGUUCUUGAUGACAUCAUAUCUUGGCUAGAGGAACACUGCUGUAGAAGAGAAAAUUAAUGAUUAGGUAUAUUUGAGUAUGUCCCUCUCAUUGUGCUAGUUUCAUAUUCUCAUCGACUUCUUGAUCAAGAAUAAGAAUGUAAAAAGGUCAGGACACUUGCUUAUAAAUUGUAGGUAGCUAAUCCAUUGUUGGAUGAAUUUAAGUAAGGAAUUAUGUAUGCUAACUUAUAUAACAUUCUCAUUCAUUUAAUUUCUGUUAGUUAUUUA
Musa acuminata subsp. malaccensis (wild Malaysian banana) is the source of this 1636-nucleotide messenger RNA. Its product is annotated as caffeoylshikimate esterase. Gene Ontology annotation, cellular component: membrane. Gene Ontology annotation, molecular function: lipase activity. The record is from RefSeq and is a predicted model, not a curated record. Lineage: Eukaryota; Viridiplantae; Streptophyta; Magnoliopsida; Zingiberales; Musaceae.